This is a messenger RNA of Suillus plorans, 1891 nucleotides long. Its product is annotated as transcription initiation factor TFIID component TAF4 family-domain-containing protein. Gene Ontology annotation, cellular component: transcription factor TFIID complex. The transcript has 2 exons. The coding region runs from base 352 to 1557 and encodes 401 amino acids. Gene Ontology annotation, molecular function: RNA polymerase II general transcription initiation factor activity; DNA binding. The record is from RefSeq and is a predicted model, not a curated record. Lineage: Eukaryota; Fungi; Basidiomycota; Agaricomycetes; Boletales; Suillaceae. Gene Ontology annotation, biological process: transcription initiation at RNA polymerase II promoter.
CAAUGUUAUGCGCUUAUUUAGCAAAAGCUUUAGAUUUCAAUAAAGCCAAAUAACACAACACAUGCCGCAUGCCUUCAAGUCCCGUCGUGCCACUGUCGAACAAGCUUGGAAUCCCUUUGCACAUCCUCCAGAGUACAACACUAAUUCUCCGUCAAAAGGCAGGCCAUGAAGACUGAAAGCGAGGCUCCGAAGACCCCAACGCCCACGCAAACUCACGCUCAAACAUCGUAUACCGCACAAUGGGGUACAGCACGUAUGUGCCGUUGUCCAAACGUCCCCUGCAGUGACCAUUAUUGAAUUUAUAUAAUCUAGAUAUACCAAUUGAUCCUGCACUUCAGCAGCAAUCUCAACAUGCCACGUCAAGCUGUCUCUUUGUUCCUCUCCGUCCGGAUACUCAAUAUAUCCAUCUUAUCCAGAACAACUCCAUAUUCCUACCAGUACACUCACCAUUAUCCUCAAGCCGCAUAUUCGCAUUAUUCAUAUGUUCCACAACAACCCCAAGUACAGAGGCCACAGGCCUCAAUAGCUCCUGCAACAGCAGCAGCUACCCAGCCCGCAAAUGCGAAUAGUGGGAUGGAUACCUCCGACGUGGCAACGUUGAAUGAUGCUCUUGGGAGCGCUGGUGUUGAUCUUCGGGCGGAGGAGGAAAGCCUGCAGAGGUCCCAUGACUCGCAUCAGUCAUAUCGAACCUUCGAAGACAGAUCACGCAAACAACCGACUACUCCUUCCUUCGACACACGCUUCUUGGGUACCACCAUGCGCUCUAUUGGCACGGAACACAAGGUGACAAAAAUCCCCGAAGACUCGGUGAAUUACUUGGCGAUUGCCCUCCGUGCCCGCCUACAAGACCUCGUUACUACGAUGGUUGCCGCAGCGAACCACCGUAUGGACACCCAGUUUGACCGUCCGGCAUGUCCAUAUGAGAACGGCACGCCGAUGUGGAGCAUAGUCGUACAGAGCGAUGUCGCUAAGCAACUAGCUGCAUUGGAAAAGAUUGAGCGAGAGGAAGAGAUGAAAGUUCGAAGAGAACGCAAAGAGCGCGCUGAUAUGGCUGCUGCACAUGCUGCUAACCUCGCCGCGCAAGCGUCAGGCGGCAAUGCCAUGGCCGUAGACGGAGACGAGGAGGGAGGUACGAAGAAAAAGAAGAAAAAAGAAGGACCAGGUGUAACGGCGAGGAAUAUGUCUGAAGAUGUGCGUAAAAAGAUGUCGAACGCUGUCGCAAGUCAGGCUGCUGGAAUUAGUUCGAAAUAUUCAUGGAUGAACGCUGCAAAUGCCUCUACGGCCGCUGCCAAACCGAAGCCUGCAGCAACUUCGACCGCUACAACAAGUACAGCUACCACUACGACCCCUGCGACUACCACAGCUCCUGCAGCGUCAACAGCUCCAGCAACUUCAUGGGCGCGGCCGUAUAUAGGGGGGAAGAAAGGCAGUCCGACAUCACCACAAACAGGAGAGGACGAUGAUCGGAUGUUAAUCACAAUGCGUGAUGCAAUGUUUGCCGUCGAGAAGGAAAGGGGUCAUGGAGGAGGUCGCGGAUCCGCUCGUGGAUGGUCAUAGCCAUUUGUACUUGCUUGUGUUGUUUAGAUCGUCCGUUUCGCUGGUCGCUUGUUUUCAAUGCACCCAUUUCGUGUCUGCACUUGAGCUCAUUUUCAUCUCAAGCAUUAUUUGCAUCACAGUAAUAGGACGGUGCUGGCGCCAUGGCGAAAUCGAAACGAUGAAUGCAGAUUGCCACUUCCGAGAUAUCGUAGCGCGUUUGCGUAUACGAUAACAUUGUUUACAUUGACAGGCAAGCAGGUCACAAGCACAUCUUCCGUCGGACGAUAUUCAUCAGUAUCCCAGUGACAGCUCUGCUCUGGGAUCUGAUGAGUGUUUUCAUUUAGAGGUCCAGGAC